UUCAAUUUGAAAUAUUUUCUUUUGUUGUGUAUAAGUUUUGGGGUGACAAUGGGCCAAUUUUGGAAAAUGAACGCGCCUAGUGAACGUGAACUAUUUAUUAUGGAUGUGAGGAGUACCAUGUCGGCGGGUAUUUGCUAUAAACAAGUGGAAGCCAAGGUAAAUGAUCCCGAAGUUCGCAUGCGUACGGUGUCGUAUUGCUGUCCGGGCUAUAAACGUAAUCGUCUGGUACGUCACGCUGUGAGAUGUGAUCCGAUAUGUAAUAAUGACUGCAAUAAUGGCAUAUGUGUGGCGCCCGAUUACUGUGAAUGCUAUCCGGGUUACAAGCGUGAAAAUGGCCGCUGCAUUACCUUUUAUUAA
Molecule: messenger RNA, 357 nt
Organism: Musca vetustissima
Lineage: Eukaryota; Metazoa; Arthropoda; Insecta; Diptera; Muscidae
Product: epidermal growth factor-like protein 6
Exons: 2
Coding region: 49-357 (102 amino acids)
Source: RefSeq, a predicted model, not a curated record